Messenger RNA from Arabidopsis lyrata subsp. lyrata, 3020 nucleotides. Its product is annotated as flowering time control protein FCA. NCBI's taxonomy places the organism in Eukaryota, Viridiplantae, Streptophyta, Magnoliopsida, Brassicales, Brassicaceae. The record is from RefSeq and is a predicted model, not a curated record. The coding region runs from base 411 to 2666 and encodes 751 amino acids. The transcript is spliced from 21 exons. Gene Ontology annotation, cellular component: ribonucleoprotein complex; nucleus; cytoplasm. Gene Ontology annotation, molecular function: mRNA binding; protein binding.
UAGAUUGACAAGUGAGGAGUAAGGAGCUCCUCAGAUUUGGACCCAAUCAAAUUCAUCUUCGAUACAGAUCCCAAAUUUCUAGGGCUCCAAGUCCUUUGAUUUCUUCGACUGUAAUCGCAAUUCCCCACUACGUCAAGCUGGACAGACACCGAAGGGAUCGCCAUGACAGUGGCGGCUACGAAGAUUCCUACCAUAACCACCGAACCACCCAUCCUAGAGGUCCGUCUCGUCCCUCUGAUUCACGCUUCGAAGAGGAUGAUGAUGAUUUUAACCGCCAUCGUCGUCGUCGUGGAAGCAGCCCUAGCAAUUAUCGAGUUGGAAUUGGGGGCGGAGGAGGAGGUGGUGGUCGACGUUGGGAAGGUGACAGUCCUACGGAUUUUGAUGGUCCCAGAGAUGGAGGUUUCCGGCAGAUGAAUGGUCCUCCAGAUAGAGUAGAUUUUCAGCCGAUGCGUCCUCGGAAUGGUGGAAGUUUUCGGCCUAUGGGUUUUGCCUACGAUGACGGUUUUCGUCCGAUGGGUCCUAACGGUGGUGUAGGAGGAGAAGGGACGCGGUCAAUUGUUGGAGCUGGUGGUGGCAGAGGAGGAUUUCGGUCUAACGGACCCGCGAAGUUUCAGCCUUCAGAGAGUCCAGACGGGAGGAGAUUUAUCGGUAAAGCAAUGGAGUCUGAUUAUUCUGUAAGGCCGACUACACCGCCGGUCCAACAGCCUCUUUCUGGUCAGAAACGAGGGUAUCCUAGCUCAGAUCAUGGCAGCUAUACUGGAGCUGAUGUUUCUGAUCAUAGCAGUACUGUCAAGCUUUUUGUUGGCUCCGUACCAAGGACAGCUAUAGAAGAAGAAGUUCGUCCCUUUUUUGAAAAGCAUGGAAAUGUUCUGGAGGUUGCUUUGAUCAAGGACAAGAGAACUGGACAGCAGCAAGGCUGUUGUUUUGUAAAGUAUGCAACUUCUAAAGAUGCGGAUAGAGCCAUUAGAGCACUGCACAAUCAGAUCACUCUUCCUGGGGGAACUGGUCCUGUUCAAGUUCGAUAUGCUGAUGGGGAGAGAGAACGCAUAGGCACGCUAGAGUUUAAGCUUUUCGUUGGUUCACUAAACAAGCAAGCCACUGAAAAAGAAGUUGAGGAGAUAUUUUUACAAUUUGGUCGCGUAGAAGAUGUCUAUCUCAUGCGUGAUGAAUAUAGACAGAGUCGUGGAUGCGGGUUUGUUAAAUAUUCAAGCAAAGAGACGGCAAUGGCAGCUAUCGAUGGUCUCAAUGGAACUUAUACCAUGAGAGGUUGCAAUCAACCAUUGAUUGUUCGAUUUGCUGAUCCAAAGAGACCUAAACCUGGCGAGUCAAGGGACAUGACAGCUCCUGUUGGACUUGGUUCAGGGCCUCGUUUUCAAGUUUCAGGACAAAGGCCUACCUCUAACUUUGGUGACUCUAGUGGGGAUGUAAGCCACACAAAUCCUUGGCGUCCAGCGAAUUCACAAAACGUAGGUCCACCUAGUAACACUGGGAUCCGUGGUGCCGGAACUGACUUUUCCCCUAGACCAGGUCAAGCAACAUUGCCUUCAAAUCAGGGUGGCCUGUUUGGUGGUUAUGGUGUUCCUCCCCUUAAUCCUCUUCCAGUCUCUGGAGUUUCAUCUUCUGCCAAAUUGCAACAGCAAAAUCGGGCAGCUGGCCAGCAAAUAUCACCAUUAAAAAAACCUCUUCACAGUCCACAGGGUCUCCCCCUACGUCCACAUUUCCCUGGGGCCCAGGCACCCUUGCAGAAUCCUUAUACUUAUAGCAGCCAGUUGCCUUCCUCUCAGCUGCCGCCACAGCAAAACGUCACUCGUGCAACUGCUCCUCAGACUCCUUUGAACAUUAAUCUACGGCCAACACAUGUGUCUUCUGCAACUGAUCAAUUUCCCCCUCGUUCCCAGCAGCAACCGCUACAAAGGAUGCAACAUCCUCCUUCUGAGCUAGCUCAGCUCUUGUCACAGCAAACUCAGAGUCUACAAGCAACACUCCAAUCUUCUCAGCAAGCAAUAUCUCAGCUGCAGCAGCAGGUGCAGUCUAUGCAGCAACCAAACCAAAAUUUACCACUCUCACAGAAUGGCCAAGCUGGUAAACAGCAGUGGGCUGGAUCUGCAAUUCCAACAGUUGUUAGCACCACUGGUUCGACACCAGUUAGCUUUUGUCAAACAGCUGCACCUGCAGUAAGUCAGAGCGUGGUUUCUGUCAAAUGUACCUGGACCGAGCAUACCUCGCCUGAUGGAUUUAAAUAUUAUUACAAUGGUCUAACGGGUGAAAGCAAGUGGGAAAAACCUGAGGAAAUGAUAGUGUUCGAACGAGAGCAACAGCAACAGCAACAACAUCAAGAAAAGCCAACUAUACAGCAGCCCCAGACCCAAUUACAGCCGUUGCAGCAACAACCACAACAAGUUCACCAGCAAUAUCAAGGCCAGCAAUUACAGCAUCCGUUUUAUUCUUCACUGUAUCCAACUCCAGGGUCCAACCAUAAUGCUCAGUAUCCAUCAUUGCCAGUUGGUCAAAACAGCCAGUUUCCUAUGCCAGGAAUAAGUCAAAAUGCUCAGGACUAUGCUCGGACACAUAUACCCGUGGUGGGAGCUGCUUCAAUGAAUGAUCUAUCAAGAACUCAACAGAGCCGUCAAUCUCCCCAAGAACUCAUGUGGAAGAAUAAAGCAUGAGGUACAUGAAACGAGGAGCUAAAAUAUCUCAGUAACUAGAUAGAAAUUUCUGGAACUAAUUAGACAAGGAGAGGAAAAGCAGCAAUGGCAGUGUUCUUAGUCUCUGAUUUUUUAAGUUAAUUCCUUCAGGUAAAAUAGAUAGGCGAUUCGAAGACCAUCUGCAUUCUUCUCUAAUCAGAUAUCUUCUUCAUUUUCAUUUAAAGAGUUACCAAACAAUGGCCUGUUGUAACAUAGCUAGCGCAAGUCAUGUCUCAUGUUGUGUUACUAGUAGUAAACUUAGCUGGGAAAACCAAACUUUGAUCCAGACUAGGAGUCAUAUAUUAUAGAAAUAGAAAUCUGUGCUUUCAUAUAUCA